Andrographis paniculata is the source of this 3156-nucleotide messenger RNA. Its product is annotated as calmodulin-interacting protein 111-like. The transcript has 14 exons. NCBI's taxonomy places the organism in Eukaryota, Viridiplantae, Streptophyta, Magnoliopsida, Lamiales, Acanthaceae. The record is from RefSeq and is a predicted model, not a curated record. Gene Ontology annotation, molecular function: ATP binding; ATP hydrolysis activity. The coding region runs from base 131 to 2467 and encodes 778 amino acids. Gene Ontology annotation, cellular component: mitochondrial outer membrane.
CUGAGGCCAUCGGUGCGUUACCAUCUCCCUAAAUUACUCAGUUGUUGUCCAGUAGAUUAUACCUGCUGGAACACGUUGUCGUUUGGAAUUUUUUAAAUUUUUUGGUGUUUGAGAUGAUGAUCGAGGUGUGAUGGAGCAGAAGCACGCUUUGUUGUCUGCAUUGAGUGUCGGUGUAGGAUUAGGCCUCGGUUUGGCUUCUGCUUCCACACUCGGUCGAUGGACUUGCUCCUCAGCUGGUGGAGGCAUCUCCGCCGAGGAAAUGCACAUGGAACUGUUUCAAUUGGUGGUUGAUGGAAAGGAGAGCAAAGUUACCUUUAAUGAGUUUCCGUAUUAUCUCAGUGAACGCACACGUAUAUUAUUGACAAGUGCAGCAUAUGUCCAUCUGAAACACUUAAAUGUCUCUAAGCACACUCGGAACCUUUCUCCAGCAAGUCGGACUAUAUUGCUCACGGGACCUGCAGAACUAUACCAACAAAUGCUUGCUAAGGCUCUAGCACAUUAUUUUGAAGCAAAGCUGCUCCUCCUCGACAUAGCCGACUUUUCACUUAAGAUGCAGAGCAAGUAUGGCGGCGCCAAGGGUAACAUUAGGUCUCUCUCAGAAGUAACAAUGGAACAAAUGUCUAAUUUUCUUGGUUCCUUCUCUAUUCUUCCUUCAAGAGAAGACAAAACAGCUCCUCCCAAGCGCAUCAACAACUGGUGUUUCGAUGAGAAAAUUUUCCUUCAGUCAGUAUACAAGGCAUUGGUUUCAAUUUCUCAAACAAGUUGCAUCAUUCUCUAUAUCCGAGAUGUUGAGAAAGUUCUACUGCAAUCCUGUAAACUGUACAAAUUGUUUGAUGAAAUGUUGAAGAAAUUAUCUGGACCAAUUUUGAUUCUUGGUUCCCGGAGACCCAACCAGCCUGAAAAUUCUCAGCAAAUCGAUGACAGAAUUAGUUGUUUAUUUCCCUAUAAUAUUGAGAUCAGACCCCCUGAAGACGAAACUCAUCUUGUGAGCUGGAAAUCUCAACUGGAAGAGGAUUUGAAGAAGAUCCAAUUUCAGGACAACAAGAACCAUAUAGCUGAGGUGCUUGCAGCAAAUGAUAUCGAGUGUGAUGAUCUAGGAUUGAUUGGUCAUGCAGACACAACAGAUCUAAGUAACCAUAUAGAGGAAAUUGUUGUUUCUGCAGUGUCAUACCAUUUGAUGAAUAACAAAAAUCCAGAAUUCCGCAAUGGGAAGCUUGUCAUCACAUCUAACAGUCUCUCCCACGGAUUGAGUAUUUUUCAAGAGGGGAGAAGCAGUGGCAAAGAUUCCCUUAAAAUGGAGAGCAAUGCUGAGUGUUUCAUGGAUGGUGCUGAACGGACAGAAAAUGCUGGAUCAAAACCUGAUACAAAGUUUGAAAACAAGACGGAGGUAGAAAGAUCAAUUUCUGCGAAGAUGGAUGGUGAAAAUACAUCAAACUCUAAGCCAGAAGCCCCUCCCGACAACGAAUUUGAGAAGCGCAUAAGGCCAGAAGUUGUCCCUGCAAAUGAGAUUGGAGUAACAUUUUCCGACAUUGGUGCUCUGGAUGGGAUUAAAGAAUCACUUCAGGAGUUGGUCAUUCUUCCCCUUCGAAGACCAGACCUUUUCAAUGGUGGGCUUCUGAAACCGUGCAGAGGCAUACUGCUCUUUGGUCCUCCAGGAACAGGAAAAACAAUGCUUGCCAAGGCCAUUGCAAAUGAAGCUGGCGCAAGCUUCAUAAACGUCUCAAUGUCUACCAUCACUUCAAAAUGGUUUGGGGAAGAUGAAAAGAAUGUCCGAGCUCUUUUCACCCUUGCAGCUAAGGUUUCUCCAACCAUUAUAUUCGUGGAUGAAGUUGACAGUAUGCUUGGCCAGCGGACAAGAGUGGGAGAGCAUGAAGCGAUGAGGAAAAUAAAGAACGAAUUUAUGACUCAUUGGGAUGGCCUGCUGACAAGACCCGGUGAGCGCAUUCUUGUUCUUGCAGCUACAAACCGACCUUUUGACCUUGAUGAAGCUAUAAUCAGACGGUUUGAGCGAAGAAUUAUGGUUGAUCUACCCUCAGUGGAGAGCAGAGAGAAGAUAUUGAAUACCCUGUUGUCUAAAGAGAAAGUGGAAGAUCUAGACUUAAAAGAACUUGCAGCCAUGACUGAAGGUUACAGUGGAAGUGAUCUCAAGAUUUUAUGCGUAACUGCUGCUUACAGACCGGUGAGAGAACUUAUCCAGCAAGAGAGGCAGAAGGACAAGGAAAAGAAGCAGAAAGGCGAAGAAGGGAAGAGCUCUGAAGCUGAGUCUGCAUCGGAAGAAGCAGCAAUUAAAGAAGAAAAAGCCAUUUCUUUAAGACCGCUAAACAUGCAGGAUAUGAGGCAGGCAAAGAAUCAGGUUGCUGCCAGUUUUGCUUCCGAAGGAUCCAUAAUGGCGGAGCUGAAGCAAUGGAACGAUCUAUAUGGGGAGGGGGGUUCAAGAAAGAAACAGCAGUUGUCUUACUUCCUAUAGAAGGGGGGAGUCACCGGUGCAAAUCUACUUCACAGGUUAGUCUCUAUGUGGUCUUCUAGAUUGCAACCGGUCUUGCUUGCUUGCCAUUAUUAGUAUUGAUUUGAUUUUAGUAGAGCCAUGAUUCAAUCCUUGUUUAAAUUAUUUUUUACAUGCAUGCAUGAUAGAUUUUACGAGUUGGGAUGAUUUUGCAAAUCUGUGUAAAUUUGUAUUUUGCAUAUUUGCUUUCGAGUGUCUCCAGUAAUUAAUUUUUUAUCUAUUUCUACCAGCACUGCCCUGCCCUGCCCUGUAAGUAAGUAGUGUGACCAAAUUAGUUCACAUACUAUAAAUCGUAACACAAUUGCUGCUACAUCUCUAAACCCUAAACCACAUACAUAUAUCAUAUCAUGAAUAAUAUGAUUGAACCUAAAAGCUUCCACGUCGUCAUUAUCUUUAUGCUUGACUUAUAAUUUAUCCUAUAUGUCUUGUGCUAUCAGCAGCUCUUAUACUGAAAACAUCAUGACAUGAAAAUUGCUUGCUGACUAGUUAUAAUAAACAAACCCAAAAACCAACUCAUGGGUUUCUACUAUCAGACAAUUCAAUCACAACUCAAACCAGAGGGCCUACUACCCCUCCCAAUCACUGUAUGCCAACAUAUCAUGCCACAACAGGGUUUCACAGGUGCUUCUUGUCUUUCAAUGGCCCUUUUGGAA